CCAUUUUGUCGUAUCGAUCAUAUAGUACAACGUCGCCAAGUUCGAAGCCCACCUACAUACUUCUUGCCUCCUCACCGCCAUCUAAUUCCGUUCUCUCUUGCAUCUCCAGACUAGUACUGAUACGCUUGGACGCUAGCCUAACUUUACAAGUACAACUGUUCCCGCCUAUUCCACUCAAGACUGCCCGGGAUGAGUGACCAUAACGCAGAAAAUCAUAUUUCUAAACCGCAGUCAACUAAUGAGAUGGACCACUUGUCAUCUGAAGAUUCAGAUGUCCAACUUCCGCAUCGUUGUUCAUCGCUGUCACGCUCAAUCGUAGAAUUUUGCAAGUUCAUGAUGGGAGGUACGGGGGCUAGUUUCCAACUACCGCCUCCACCAACCCCGGAAGAGUUGCAGGCGUGGAAGGGUUGGGUCGCGGAACGACAAGCAAAAGUCGAUGGCCAUCACGAGGCGAAAGAGUGUGCACCUGAAACCGAUGCUACAAACGUGGUAGACAAAAUAAACCAAAAUAUACAACCACGCGAGACACCCAUCCACUACCAAUCAGCACCUAGGCCGGCGAACUGCGGGAUCGCCAAUCUUUAUAAAAUUCUAUGCGACCGUCAGUUCCAAUCCAAUGGAUUCUCGCGAAUCACUUUUGAGUGGGAGAAGUCAUCUUUGAAGAAGUCGGAGUGGAAUAGCGCAACGGCGGAUAUACUAGCGGACCAGUGGGGAAAUUGGUAUAUUCAAAACAGACUGUUUUCGACUAAAGCAAAUCACAAUAUCAAUUCAAGAGCUAUCAUCGGUAGAUGGCUAAGAUCUGCGUCAAAGAUCCCGGCAAGACAAUCCCAAAAUGAAGAUAGAACUAGUGAAGAAAUAGCUCUUAUUAAUAAAGCAAAGUCGGAGGCUGCGGAAGGACGUCGCAAAAACAGAAGCGCGGUGGCUGCUAUUCGCAGAAAAACCAUUGAAACCAUUUUCCCCAGAACGAGCCACAAAUGGGAGAGCUUGAUUACAUCGGAUACCGUAUCGGACUUCGAGGAAUCAGAUGACCCCGCCGAUCCUCCAACCAGAAUACUUCCAUUUUGGCGAAGCAAGGUACUUGGCGAUUUUAUGCGCGCGUUAGAUCUAGCAAGUUUCCAACUGGCGGGCCCAAGUGACAAGCAUCAACUUUCAGCCUUCCUUGCACGGAACGGAAGCCGAGAAGCAAACGAGGACGACGCCUCCACUGAAAACGUCCCCGGAGGUCUUCCUGAAGAAGCGUUUAGCAAACAAUUUUGGACCGAUACUUCCGAUCUUGAACGCCGCCAACUUGUAAUCUGCAACCCUACCGCUCGAUGCGGUGCCACCGAUGUACCAAAUAUCUCUCAAGCGCUCACUACUGUUCAAAAAGUUACAUAUAAACCUUAAAAAUGUCUACCUGUGCCACUAUUCCGACUAUUUACCACUUCAAAUCCUUGAUGACGCUUGGUUUCCUCAUGGUGAUUGGUAAAUAAUUGCUUGGGACAGAUGAGAGGUUUUAUAUUCAGAUAGAUAGAAACAUCAGUUAACUUGAGGUCACAUAAUGCUCAUUAUUUAUCCAUUCUUCUGGUCUAUUUUCAACUCAUGUCCUAUCUCACUUUCAAGAUACUUAGUGUGGUAGAAGAUAAAUUCACAAGGAAAGAAACGGUUAUCUUACAUGUCAAUCCUGUUUCCUAUUUUCAAUGUUACCCAACCCUGUGCUCACUAGUUCGCCAUAUUGGCCCUAUUGAAAUAAACUGAUCUAUUACAAGUUGUAAUUUUCGUGACUCUGCCUCCCAGUGGACUUCUUCCUUGAUGCCUACCAAGAAGAUUGGAAAUGUGGAUUGUAAUUGCUUCGUAUCACUACCUGUAGUCACCAAUCAAAUAACUUGCCCCAACCUGUUGGAAAACUGGUUCUAUAUACCUUAUCAUCUCG
This is a messenger RNA of Puccinia graminis f. sp. tritici CRL 75-36-700-3, 1912 nucleotides long. RefSeq lists its product as uncharacterized. Bases 190 to 1386 code for a protein of 398 amino acids. NCBI's taxonomy places the organism in Eukaryota, Fungi, Basidiomycota, Pucciniomycetes, Pucciniales, Pucciniaceae. The record is from RefSeq and is a predicted model, not a curated record. The transcript has 3 exons.